GAUUUUUAACGUUAUGGUUUUGACACCAGGUGUCGUGUAGACCAGGUUGGCCUACAUCACCGUGUACAUAAGGCUGCCCUUGAACUCUCAGUCCUCCUCCUCUCAUCUGCCAGAUGCAGGGAUUACUGUUAUGCGGCAUUAUUCCCAGGUUUGGUUGACUUAGCCUCUUGAGAGAGGCUGGGGUCCUCCAUUCCCCAGGGUGGGGGCGUCGCCCGGUGCAGCUAGACCUGCAAAGGCGAGGCUGUGUUUUCGAGGGAAUGACAAAAUGAGACCAGGUAGGACAAGCCCCGAAAGAGAUGCUAGCCUCCCACUUGGCAAGGUGGUGAAAGAGUCAAGCGGCAGGGGCGGAGCGCGGCUGCUCGCGGAAAGCCCUUUGGCCCUUUGCCUCUUCUCCACCAGCACCAGGGAGCGGGGGGCGGAGCCUGCGCCGGACGUGACGCCUAGGCGGCCAGCUGGGGCGAUGUCAUAAUGGGUGGGCCCAGGGCAACUGACUUGGGAGGUGUGGCUUCACUUCCAGCCAGUCUCCCUGGGACUCCGCGCGCGGUCAGGUCACCCAGCGCUUAGCGGCAGGCAGAUCUUUUGGGUGAGGGGACCCCUGACCCUGCCGGCGGGAUGUUCCGAGGGCUGAGUAGUUGGCUGGGCUUGAAGCAGCCCGAGGGGCCCCGGGCGAGGGAAGAGCCGCCCCGCGGGGACGAGCUGUCGGCGGGAGACGCGCCUCCCGAGGAGAGCCCGGAGCCGCCUGCGGAGCCCACCGAGGAGGUGGAGCAGCAGCCUGCAGAAGAACCAGAGCUCUCCCACCAGGACGCUGGACUCGGCACUCAAGAUGGUUUUGAACUGGAAGUCAAGAAUGACCUUGAUCCUCCCUCCCCUGCUUCCCAGUUGCCUCCUGUUUAUAGGGAUGUUGUGAGAAUAUAAACACCUGCUACAGCAAGAAAGUUUGGAGAACCUUCGGCUGGCUUCAAUAAUCAAAGAAUGAGAUUUUGGGAAGCUGGGCCCGAUGCAGAAGUAAACAAGCUAAUUGCAACAAAUAACCUAUUCUAAAUUCAGCAAUGUCUUUUUUUGUUUCUUGAGUCAGUGUUAUAUAGCCAAGGCUGACUUCAAACUCAUGUGGCUAAGGAUGUCCUUGAACCCUCUCUCUCCAACCUGUUUGGAUUCCUGGAGUUCACCACUACACACCCACUAAAUUUAUAAGAUUUUAAAGGUCAUCCAAGCAGAUUCCACAUGCCAAAGAGAAAAAGAAACAGAGUUCAAUAGGAAAGGCCCUAAUGUUCAAAAAGAUUGCCUAUGAGGUAAAGGGUUCUGGAAAAUAGGCACACUAUUAAUUUUUAACAGUACAGCAAUUCAGCCAAGACUCCCAAAGAGUGCACAUGGAAAUAAAUCUGUGAAUCUGCGAACUCACUUGAAAGAGAAUGAAUAUUUAUAGCAUAAAAAAUUGGGAAAGAGUGAACUGAAGUAUUCAAGGAAUGUGAGAAGACCGGAGUUUAUAGUUGGGACAGAUUAAUGUGGGAUAAAACUGAGGUUUGGUAGAACAGGCAUGUGUCCACAGUCUCUUGGGGUCUUAGGAAGUUCAGUAGUUCAAUGCCAAUUAAGAAGUUUGUUCCAUCAAAGAGAAAACCCAGCAUGAUGGUGGUGACACUCACCUUUAAUCCCAGCACUCAGGAGGCAAAGACUGACAUAUCUCUGAGGCCAGCCCUGGUCUAUCUGCACAGUGACUUCCAGAACAGCCAGGGCUAAACAAAACCCUGUUUUUUGUUAUUGUUUGUUUGUUUGUUUGUUUGUUUUAAAAGGCCGAGGCCAGCAAUCUUAGGUAUUCAAGAUGCUGAGGCAGGAGGAUCACUGGACCUAGACCAGCCUGAGCUACCAUGUGAGGUCAAGUAUGCCUUGACAACUUAGUGAGACCUUAUUAGUAAAAGCAAGAACUAAUCCCCCUGUCUGUGCCUCUCAAGUGCUAAGAUUGUGGGUAGGCACCAUCAUGCCUAGCUAAAAUUUCCCUGAAUCAUUUUUAGGACUGGGGACACAUGCUAAGCCCAUGAGCCAUUUAUCCUGCCAUCUUUCCUCAUAGGUUUCUCCAGUGUCUCCCUGUUGGUGGUGUUUUGUUUUUGCUUUUUCCUCCCCAGGUUGCCUUGAUGUUCAGGGAGGCUGAGUUUAGGUAGAUCCUCCCCACCAUUGCUUGGGAAUUUUAAAUUUUAGGAUAAAUGAAAGCUCUUGCUUCUAUAAUGUAAGUGACUUUAGGAAAAUGUGAAAGUUCUACUUCAUAUACAAAGUUUUUAAAAGCCAGAGAAAUUCUUAGAGAUAUUUUAUUUCUGUGUAUAUUAGUCCUAAAAAUAGUUUUUCUCUUAGAAGUUUGUGUGUGUGUGUGUGUGUGUGUGUACAUACUUUUCUUCAUUGGGUUGUGGGAUUUUUUUUUAAAUUUUUAUUUAAUUUCAAUUCAUGUUCUAUGUGAAGGUGUCAGAUCUCUUAGAAUUGGUGGUACAGUCAGUUGUGAGCUUCCAUGUCGUUGCUGGGAAUUGAACCCGGAUCCUUUGGAAGAGCAGACAGUGCUCUUACCCACUGAGCCAUCUCUCAUGCCCAGGUUGUGGGAUUUUAUUGUCUUUGUUUGUUUCUGGGUUUGUUUUUGUUUUUUUUUCUUAGUGUAUUCCAAGGCUAGUCUCAAAUGUCCUACCUUGCUGAGGCUGUCAUGAACUCCAACUUUACCUCCCAAGAAUAAUCACUGAGUAGUAAAUUUUGCUACACUAAGCUUGGCUCCUACCUGUAUUUUGAAAAUGACAUUGAUUAUCUCUGAGCCUGAUUCCCAGUAAGGAGUUUCUUUAGACCUUUGAAGUCUUCUGGAGUCCCCUGAGAGCUUUGUUAAACAAACAUGUGUUGAAUCCCUACCCUACCUGCAAGAUUGGAUCCUAAGUACUUGCUGUUUAGGAGUCACCUAUUUAGAUAUUUAAGCCACUUAUUGUUAACAUUACCAAUAGUGAACACCAAAUUUACAUUCUGUCCCAUCAUUUCAAGCAAACAUAUUGCUCCUUGCUCCUUCUUCCUGAUAAACAUGGGCCACAGGAAUUUCUGAGGGCUACACAGAGAAACCCUGUCUUCAGUAAGUAAGUAAGUAAGUAAGUAAGUAAGUAAGUAAGUAAGUAGAUAGAUAGAUAGAUAGGUAGGUAGGUAGAUAGAUGAUAGAUAGAUAAAAUGUUCUUAGAACUGAUUAUAUUAUAUUAUAAAUUAUUAUUUUAUUAUCUGAGCAAGUGAAGUGGCUCAUAGAGUACCAAUGUUUGCCAUCAACCCCCAACCCCUGACACACACAUAUAUACAAUGAAGUUUUUAUUUAAAAGUGAGAGGACGGGAGUGGUGGCUCAGCAGUGAAGGGUGCUCACUCCUCUUUGCCAACACUCUCACAUCAGGUGCCUCACAACCCCCUAUAAUGCCAGAUCCAGGAGAUCCCAUGUGCUUUGACUUCUGAGUUUAUCUGUGUGCAUGUGGUUCACAUAAAGUCCUGUAGGCACACAUAUACACAUAAAAAUAAGUGAAUCUUUUUAAAGUGUUAAAGCCGUGUAUACGUAAAUAUUAAUGUUUAAUUCUUUGUUGUGUAUGUUAAGCAGGUGACUUUUAAGGUAUUUGAAUUAUAUUUCAAUAAACCUGUUAGGAGUUGGGAAUAGUUUGGGCUUGUGAAUUUGAAGUCCAGGAUCUGAAUAAAAUGUAAAUAUAGGUUAGUAAUGAGAACUGAACGACAGGGAAUUCAGAAUUAUAAUCAGUUCCUCUCUUUAUUUGCAAAGAUCCCUGGUACACUCAAAAUGGUAGGGGAAGUUCAGUACUAGCAGAGCUACAUAGUGAGAGACGCUGAUUCACAAACAAACAAGCAAAAAGAGUAGACUUAAACCUAAAAUCAGGCACACAGGUCACAGUGGUGCAUGCCUGUAAUCCCAGCACUCAGAGAAUCAGAAGCAGGGGGAAUCUCUGUGAGUUUGAGUCCAUCCUGAUCUACAGAGCAAGUCUAGAAAUGCCAAGGCUACACAGAGAAACCGUGUCUCACUAAAUAAAUAAAUAAAUAAAUACAAAGAGAAAAAUACUCAGUCAUCAUCAACAAUUACCAACCCAAGGACAGGCUUGUUUAUCUAUAUUCACAACAGUUUUUCCACUUAUGGUAUCAGUCUUUUAUUUCUAUGUUUAUGUGUGUGUUGCCUGCCUUUUUUGUACUAUAUACCUGCUUGGUACCUGUGAGGCCAGAAGAGGGUGGAAGAUCCCCUGUGACUGAAAGGUCAGGUAGUCAUGAGCUACCCUUGUGAUGCUGGCAAUUGAACCUUGGUGAGCACCCAAUGUUUUUUUG
Messenger RNA from Meriones unguiculatus (Mongolian gerbil), 4312 nucleotides. RefSeq names its product synapse-associated protein 1-like. The record is from RefSeq and is a predicted model, not a curated record. The transcript has 3 exons. The coding region runs from base 613 to 915 and encodes 100 amino acids. NCBI's taxonomy places the organism in Eukaryota, Metazoa, Chordata, Mammalia, Rodentia, Muridae.